Hemicordylus capensis (graceful crag lizard) is the source of this 2616-nucleotide messenger RNA. RefSeq names its product serine protease 30-like. NCBI's taxonomy places the organism in Eukaryota, Metazoa, Chordata, Lepidosauria, Squamata, Cordylidae. The coding region runs from base 159 to 779 and encodes 206 amino acids. The record is from RefSeq and is a predicted model, not a curated record. The transcript is spliced from 5 exons. Gene Ontology annotation, molecular function: serine-type endopeptidase activity. Gene Ontology annotation, biological process: proteolysis.
AGGCCAGCAUUCGACAAAACCAAUUGCAUGUGUGUGGUGGAAGCCUCAUCUCACCGGAGUGGGUGGUGACAGCUGCUCAUUGUUUUGAAGGACAACUGUCCCUCCCUCAGUAUCGAGUACAUCUGGGAGAGCAUGACCUCCCCCGACCUGCGCCCACCAUGGUGUCAUCUGCUGUCAGCCAAAUCAUUUUGCACCCUUAUUACGCCGGGGCUGGGCUCAGUGGUGAUAUUGCCCUGAUGCGGUUGAAGAAACCAGUCAGCUUUUCCAGAAGCAUCUCACCCAUCUGCCUGCCAAGUGCUUCAGGCCCGGAACCCUUUCCUGUGGGGAUGAAGUGUUGGAUCACCGGUUGGGGCCACGCCUUCCCAAAAGCCCCCCUCAUUGCUCGGACACUGCGGGAAGUAGAGGUGCCAAUCCUUGAUGGCGAUGAGUGUGACCAAAUGCUUCACAACAACACCAGCGAUACCACCAACAGCACCUCUGUCCACGAUGACAUGAUCUGUGCUGGGUACCAAGAAGGACAAAAGGACUCUUGCCAGGGUGACUCCGGGGGACCCCUGGCCUGCAACCAGAACAACACUUGGUUUCUGGCUGGAGUGGUGAGCUUUGGGUUAGGCUGUGGAGAGCCCAACCAACCGGGAGUCUAUACCCGGGUCACCUCCUACAUGGACUGGAUUCAACGCACCAUGGCAGAGAACAAUGGGACCCACCUCUCAAGAGCCAGUGGCGUGACCUUCUUGCUGCUGCAUCUUCUCCUGGGCUUGACCAACAUGCUUUGGUGACUCACACUAACUCCACCCCUUGUGCUUCGGAAGAGUCGUUCUGCUUUAUUAGGCAAAUGGACACAUCCGGAGCAGGAUUUCGGAAUGGCCCAAGACUGGUUUUUGUAGGCUGAGCUUUGAGUAGGGAUGCCAUCACGAGCUUUGUCACCCUCGGAAAGAUCUGCAAAGAGAACUUUAUCAUCCUAGUUGUUGAAUUGGCAAGUGGCAACAAAGUCCAACCGGAAGAGAGGUGGAUGGAGACAGAAGCAUAAAGCCCAACUGGUUUGCAAAAUAUAGAACAUGAUUGUAGGAAAGAGGCUCCUGAAAAAGAGCACAGACAAAACUGGACCGUAGAAUAAGCGAAACAAAAAGCCCACCAACCAAUAGCCUAAAGAAAAUGCCGUGGACAUGCCCUGUGCUAGUUUUGAGGCUGAGGCCUGCUGGGGCUCGAGUCCCGUGGAUCCAAAAGCUCUCUCUUGCUUUUCAACUUCAUUUCUCUUGCAGUUUAAAAGCCAGAUAGUUUGUGUCCACCGGUGCGAAAAUGUUUGGUUACUGGUUGUCGUAAUCCUUGCAGACAAUUAUGUGGAUAAGACAACAAAAAUUAUUAUGAAAAAAAUUGUAAACAACCAUGGUGUGUGUCUGUGUGUGACCCCCUCCCCCGCCCACCCAAGAAUGCGCUUGUGUGAUGAAAUGAGAUUGGAGAAUAAACCGUAUAGAGAUAUCUGGAUACGAAGUGUGCCUGGCAGAGACAAGCCCUGCAACUCUGUCUGGGGAACUCCCUUGUAGAGAAAAGCUGUUCGAGCAGUUGGAAUCUUGAGGGCAAUGGUUGGCAGGAGGAGUGUGUACUGUGAAGAUACAGAAAGGCCAGUUAGGGAAGCACUCCCUGGGUAGGGCUGCUUCUGUGCGGCGCUGGGAUCAGGCCCGCUAUCAGCACUGCCUCCCCUGCAAGCCCAGGUUUUGUACCUGGGCUUUUACCUGGGUUAAAGGGAGCAAGCACACCCUUUACCCCAGGUAUGGGGUUGUGUGUAUACACAGAGUUGGAUGCCUAGAGUGCCUUACUCCCAGGGGAAUCCCCCAAUGCACUGUGCUCAUCGCACAGUGCAUUGUGGGAUUCCUGGAGUGAUCCCCAGCCUCCAGACAUCCGCGCUGCCCAGAGCAGUGUGGUUCAUGUUGAUGAGCUGUGGCAUGCUAGAGAGGAUGUCUGGGGUGGUUGUCUGGGGUGGGGAUCGUCUGGGGUGGGGGGAAGGUAGGUUUCACCCUGCCUCCCCCCCCACCUGCCCACCUGGCUGUGAGCAUAGCCUCAAAUAUGAACUGGGAAGAAAGUGAGUGUGUGGAAACAAAUGAAAAAGAAAGACCCCCAAAGACUUGCCUUGACCUGAUAUGUGCCCCAAAGAGAAUACGAGUUAAGGUCUUGGUAAACAGUCUCUGGUAAGCAGUUCCUGCUCCAUCAUCAGAAGACUGAAAGGUACCCCAAACAGAGCGCGAAGCUUCUUUCUUCCACAGGCAUAAAAGCAGACUCCUAGAAGUUUUAUACCGGAAGUAACUGAAAGUAAACUAUACUGUCAUAGAAAGUGAUCUGUAACCAAGCAAGAGAACUACCUUGCUUAUUAAGAAGAGAAACAAGAAAACCUCAGAAACUGUCAAUUGACAAAUCUUUCUUUGUUUUGUGAAAUGAUAAAGGAGAGUGUCUCCAUCUGUACCUCCACAGCUACAUCACUGCAUUACCAAACCUGAACCCCUAUAAAGGGAGUUCCUGGUUAUUAAGAGAGCGUAUAUACAGUAGUGGCAGCGAAACAAGAUCCUGUUGGGAAGAUUAGAAAAUAAAACCUUUAAAGAAGUCUUAGUAAAUACACACAAA